AUGUCGUUCUCAUCCAAGAACCUUGGAUUUGAUAAAGACGUCACCACAGCCAGUAUGGUGAUAGACAACCAUACCUACUGGCUGGUAUCAGCAUAUUUGGGCCACGACCACCAGGGUCAACUGCCUGGUACCAUUCUUGAGAAGACGGUCGCUGAAUCAACAAGACAGAAAACAAACCUAAUUAUCGGUUGUGAUGCCAAUGAGCACCAUACUACAUGGAGUAGUACCGAUAUAAAUAACAGAGGUCGUAACGAUUCCAGCAGCACAGAAAACUACAGAAAACAAAGAUUCAACGAUGCUUGGUUGGAGCUACUUGUAGAUUGCUUCAAGGGCUGGUUAUCCAAAACGGAUGAUGUUUUUAAAUGCAAAUGUGAAGCUUGUGACAAGAUUCUGUACUGUGGAAAGUCAAAAAUUAAGAAACACGCUAUAACUAAAUUGCAUCAACGAAAUGUUACCUCAAUUAAAAACUCCAGAAAUGUGAAUUCAUUCUUCAAGCCAAAACAAACUGUCCAGAGUGUUGACCGAGAAACAAGCAACUUCGAAAUAAAAUUAAGUUUGUUUUUCGACGAGCAUAAUGUUGCUUUCGAAGUUAUUGAGCAUUUGAAUCCACUUCUUAAGAACAUAGUUACAGAUUCGAAAAUAAUUAAAAAUUCCAAGCUGGGAAGAAAAAAGUGUACCAGCAUUAUUAAAAAUGUUUUAGCCAAAGAAGAGACUGAGGAAUUGGUCGACAAAUUAAAGAAAUACAAAUUUUCAAUUAUGAUUGAUGAAAGCACGGAUAUCUGCUUAAAUAAAUUAAUGUGUGUAAUGGUACGAUUUUUUGACGAUGAAGACGGAAAAGUCGUUGUGAGGUUGCUGGACUUGCUAAAAGUUGAAUCUGACUGUUCUGCUGAAGCUCUUUACAAGAAAUUCAAAGAUCUCAUUUUGGACAAUGAAAUUCCCUUUGAAAAUAUUAUUGAUAAGCAAAAGGAUUUAUUCAUAAGGCCUACUUGCACAAAUUAUAUUAAGCAGCAAUUGGUUGCAGAUAAUCAGAAAGUAGUUGUUAUCAAGUGUAUCUGCCAUUCAGCAGCCAUUAUUGCAAAAAAAACUUGCUUAACUUUGCCCAGAGCACCUGAAGAAUUGCUUCGACAAAUUGGUAAUUACGUUUCUGGAAGCUCUAAACGCUGUCUGCAAUUGGAGUAG
Messenger RNA from Eupeodes corollae, 1179 nucleotides. RefSeq lists its product as uncharacterized. The transcript has 5 exons. The coding region runs from base 1 to 1179 and encodes 392 amino acids. Lineage: Eukaryota; Metazoa; Arthropoda; Insecta; Diptera; Syrphidae. The record is from RefSeq and is a predicted model, not a curated record.